Messenger RNA from Coregonus clupeaformis (lake whitefish), 797 nucleotides. RefSeq lists its product as uncharacterized. The record is from RefSeq and is a predicted model, not a curated record. The transcript is spliced from 5 exons. Lineage: Eukaryota; Metazoa; Chordata; Actinopteri; Salmoniformes; Salmonidae. The annotation marks the transcript as partial.
AAUAAGGCCAAGGACCAGACAACUAACAACUCAGUGUCUGCUGACCCUGAGCAGGACAUUUCAUACAGCACAGUGAGCCACACCAGAGAAACAGCACAGCAGCAGGCCCCAUUUCCUGAAGAUGAUGAUGAUGUCACAUACAGCACUGUCAUCCUCCAGCACAAGGCCCAACUAAAAGUACAGGCCAAGGCAGCAGAACCAGAUGAUAAUGUGGUCUACAGCUCACUAGCUCUACAGGUGACCACACAGCAGAGGGCAGCAGCAGCACAGCAGUGACUGACUGAGUGACCUUGGUGGAGUCCUUAUCCUGGAAGGACAGUCCACUCCCCUCUCCUGUGUCACAACAUCUAUCUGCCUCCAAUAUGCUUCUGUCAUACCUCUUAACCCACGCCAGAAAGACCCCUCUAUCUUUUUGUGUCCAUAAACUACUGAAGACAGUCUGCUGUGUUAGUUUUCAUUGUUACCACAUAUCUGUUAUAUGUUAUUUUCCAUCCACCUUUCCCCUUGUCACUUGUUUUUUACAUCAUCAUCUUAUUUCUCUCACCUAAUUAAUUGUCCUAUGCCUGUAACUAAUCAUGAUCAAAAGUAUAGAUAGUAUAGUAUAGUAGCUACUAUGUAUAAUAACUACUGUACUGCGAUAAUAAAAUGUACUAUACUGUCUAUAUUGCACAAUGGACAUCUGUCACACCUGAUGUGUAUUUUUAAUGGAUUAUCAGAUAAAAUUGAGUUAAUCAUGAACAUAUAGUUAACAUUCUUUGUGGCUAACUGAAUUGGGCCGUUUGUUUUUGUCUCUCUCU